Molecule: messenger RNA, 384 nt
Organism: Rhincodon typus (whale shark)
Lineage: Eukaryota; Metazoa; Chordata; Chondrichthyes; Orectolobiformes; Rhincodontidae
Product: centrosomal protein of 83 kDa-like
Exons: 2
Cellular component (GO): centrosome
Source: RefSeq, a predicted model, not a curated record
AUUGCUAGACUGGAUGCUGACAAACAGGCUCUGAAUGACCAGAUAAUGAGUAUUGAUCCCACCAGGGACAGUAAACGUGUGGAAGCACUCCUGAGGGAAAAGGCCCAACUCUGUCAGAAGGUCAAGAGUCUGGAGGCUGAGGUCGCAGAACUGCGGGCUGAGAGGGAAAAUUCCGGCUUGCAAGCUGAAAAUGUGCAGAGAAUACAAGUGCGACAGUUAGUUGAAACCCAGACUCUUGUUAAGUCUUUGGAGGCAGAGAAGCAAUCUAUUAAACUUCAGCAUGAGCGUUUGGAAAAGGAACUGCAGCUGGUUCUUGAACAGAAUACUCAGUUGACCAGCAAGUUGUUCAAGGCAGAGCGAGAGGUUAAUGCUUUGUCCAGCAAA